Gloeophyllum trabeum ATCC 11539 is the source of this 519-nucleotide messenger RNA. RefSeq lists its product as uncharacterized. The annotation marks the transcript as partial. The transcript is spliced from 4 exons. The record is from RefSeq and is a predicted model, not a curated record. Lineage: Eukaryota; Fungi; Basidiomycota; Agaricomycetes; Gloeophyllales; Gloeophyllaceae.
CUCGAGGCAGCGCCUUGCAUUUGCCCUCACCUCUCUCAUCUUCAACAACCAUCCCAAUACCAUGUCGAACAAAGAUUACUACAGUGGUGGCCAGCCGCAGGGCCAGUAUUACCCGCCGCAAGGACCACCUCCCGGGCAAGGCGGAUACUACCCGCAGCAGCCCCAGCAAGCAUACCAGGGAGGAGGCUACGGUGGCCAGCCCGGGUACGGAGGGUACCAGCCUCAGCCACCUCCGCAGACUGUAUACGUGCAACAACCGGCGCAGGACAAAGGUGGAGCUGGAGGAUGCACGGCCUGCUUAGCCGGAAUGUGCUUGUGUUGUUGUGCUGAGGAGGUUUGCGACUGUCUAUUCUGAUCAUUCCUUCCCUGGUGGAGACGACACGAGUCUGCCUGCUGUUGCUACCUAUUCCCGAGAUGUAUAUCUGUUCUCAUUCACGGACACGCCUGCACGAUCUUGGAGAAUCUUAGGAUGCCCAAAUGUACUAGACACUUAUGGCUAAUUAUGUCUUUUCCUCUGAA